This is a messenger RNA of Melospiza melodia melodia, 3490 nucleotides long. RefSeq names its product cysteine/serine-rich nuclear protein 2-like. The record is from RefSeq and is a predicted model, not a curated record. Gene Ontology annotation, molecular function: sequence-specific DNA binding; DNA-binding transcription factor activity, RNA polymerase II-specific. Gene Ontology annotation, cellular component: nucleus. Bases 133 to 1848 code for a protein of 571 amino acids. NCBI's taxonomy places the organism in Eukaryota, Metazoa, Chordata, Aves, Passeriformes, Passerellidae. Gene Ontology annotation, biological process: regulation of transcription by RNA polymerase II. The transcript is spliced from 4 exons.
GAGUGUUUGUGUGGAAAAGCUGGGGUGAAUGUUUGUGUGGAAAAGCUGGGGUGAAUGUUUGUGUGGAAAAGCUGGGGUGAAUGUUUGUGUGGAAAAGCUGGGGUGAGUGUUUGUGUGGAAAAGCUGGGGUGAAUGUUUGUGUGGAGAAGCUGGAGUGAAUGUGUGUGGACAUCCCACUCAUGGGCUGGCACGGGGAGGGAGCUCCCGUGGGCCCGGCGAUUCUCCGGGAUGGGCAGAGCAGAACCCUCGGAGAACCCCGAGCAUCUCCUGCCCAUCCCGAGCCAGAAGCACUCACGAAACACAAACACCAGGGCUGGCCCCGCAGCUCCGGCUGGGACCGGGGGAUUUACCCGGGGAUCAGCCCGGGCUCUGACCCACCGUGUCCCGCCGCUCUCCGCAGGCCGCUCCGGGCCCGUCCGCUCCCGCCGGGCUCUCCAUGCGAGCCGAGCCCCGAUGGCCGCGGUCCCGAGCGCCGCGAUCAAGCGCAAACAGGAGGAUGCGGGACCGGGAUCAGGAUCGGGAUCGGUCGCCUCGGACGACGAGAUCGCCACGAGCGACAGCGGCGACAGCUGCGACAGCGGCGGCAGCACCGGCAGCGCCGCCCCCCCGUCCAUCCUGCGGCGCUCCCGGGCGCGCCGGGGCGGGAAGCGCGUGCGCUUUGCCCAGGUCACCGUUUAUUACUUUGCCCGGCGCCAGGGCUUCACCUGCGUGCCCAGCGCCGGGGGCAGCUCCCUGGGCAUGGCCCCGCGGCACCACCGUGCCCGCAGGUACAGCCUCAGCCAGUUCGCUCACCUGCGCCAGGUGAGCCACCGGCAGCACCUGCGGCAGCACCUGCGGCGGGAGAAACUGCGCGCCAGGAGGAGAGAGCUGACCCAGAACGGGACGGUGCCGUCGGCCGAGGCCGCGGGGCUGACCCUGGCGGACGUGUCAGACGACGACCUGGACGUGGGGCAGGUGGAGGUGGGCGAUUAUUUCUACCUGCAGCCGCUGCCCACCAAGCGGCGCCGGGCGCUGCUGCGCGCCUCGGGUGUGCGCAGGAUCGACGCCGAGGAGCGCCAGGAGCUGCGGGCGCUGCGCCUGUCCCGGGAGCAGUGCGGGUGCCACUGCCGCCUCACCUGCGAGCCGCGCACCUGUGCCUGCAGCCAGGCGGGCAUCCAGUGCCAGGUGGAUCGCACCUCGUUCCCCUGCGGCUGCUCGCGGGACGGCUGUGGGAACGUGGCCGGGCGCAUCGAGUUCAACCCGCUGCGGGUGCGCACGCACUUCCUGCACACGCUGAUGAAGCUGGAGCUGGAGAGCCGGCGCCAGGGCGAGGAGGAGGAGGAGGAGGGAGCUGCGGGCCCCAGCUGGCCGCCCCCCCAGCCCCCCGAGACUCAGGACUUCCAGGAGUACCUGGCCGAGAACGAGCGGGCGGUGCUGCACCUGCAGACGGCCGAGGAGCUGGAGAGGCUGAAGGCUGAGGAAGACUCCGGAAGCGGCUCUGGGGCAGAGGGGGGCGGGCUCUGCGUGCUGGGGGAGCCCCUGGAUGACGCCUGGCAGGUGAAGGCUGCCCCGUGCCCCGGGCUCGGCUCCGCCCUCCUCAUCCCCGCGCAGUUCCCGCUGGAGCCCCCUGUGCUGUGCUACCCCCAGGGCCAGGUGGGCUCCCAGCCCUACCUGCCCGAUGCCCCUGGGCUCUUGUGCCAGCUGGAGCCACGGGCACCUGCCAAGGGGGGCAGUGGGCACGUGGAGCAUCCGGCUCCGGCCUCCAGCCCCCCCGGGAAGGAGCUGGGGGUCCCACCUGUCCCUGCGAGCAAGGAAGGAGCGCCCCAAAACCUCCCAGAGCACCUGGAGCAGCCCCACCUGCCCAUAUGAGUGGCCUCAGGCCCUGUGGCUCCAUUAUUUAUUCCAUGGAUUGAUUAUUUAAUUGGUGGGGGCUGCUCUGGACAGAGGAUUCACCUGGCCCAGGGCCAGGAGUCCUUCUCUCACCUGGUUGGGGUCUCCAGGACUCACCUGAGCUGCAGCCUCUGGGAUCCUUCCUGUUGUCCAUCCCACCUGGCAGAGCUCACCUGUGCCAGGACUCACCUGAGCUGGAGCCUCCUGGAUCCCACAGCAGCUCUGUCCCCCCUGGCUGCCUCCACCUUCCGUGUUUUUAAGGGAAAAUCCAUUUUUCCCUAAUUGCUGUUUGUUUAAUGAAUGUCUCACCUGGGCCACCUCAUGCAGGUGAUGCUCCCACUCACCUGCAGCUGGGAAACACCUGGAACUGGCACAAGAGACCCAAGGCUGGAGUCCCCAAACCCACCUGGAAAUUCUGGGGGGUUGAACCAACUUCACCUCCUCGUUGGCUCCUCCAUCACCUGGAACUGCUCAUCUGUACCUGUGGGAACCUUCUGGAACGUUCAUUCCCUGCGGGGAGGUGCCUCCAGCAGCUGCUGAGGGGUUGGAGCUGCCCCUGCAGGGGCCAGAUUUGGGAUGUGAGGGUGCAGGAGUGUCCCUGUCCCUACCUGUGAUCCUGGCCUGCUGCAGGUGAGCUCUGGGUGUCCAGGUGCUCCUGGAGCAGUUCCAGCAGGACCAGAGCCCUGCAGGUGUGCCCAGGUGUGCCAUGGAUGCAGUGGCACCUGCCUGACCCCUGAGCUCUCAGCUGGCUCCUGCCCAUCCCAGGUGAGCUCCAGCCAUCCAUCCAUGCAGGUGACCUCACCUGGCUGUGUUUCCCAAAGAACUGUUCCUGCCCUCAGGAUCCAUCCCAUGGUGCCAGCAGAGCCCUGCAGGUGUGCCCAGGUGUGCAGCUCCUGCAGGUGUGCCCAGGUGUGCAGCUCCUGCUGUUCCUGAAUUCCCAGAGCACCUGCAACUCCCUCCUCAGGUGCUCCUGCUCACCUGUGCUCCCUCUGGCUCCAGGCAUCUCCCCUGGCAUCAAACUGGUCAGACUGGGAUGGAUUCAGGUUCUCCAGGUGUGGAUUCCCCUGACUCACCUGGGCCUUCCAGCCCUUCCUUGGGCUGGGAUUCAUGGGACACCCUCCAGACCGUCCUGGGAUCUGUCUUGGGGUGAAACUUCCCAUUUCUGGGGCUUUUCCCUCUUUCAUGGCUUCAGCCAGGUGAGAUCAACCUGGGGAGGGGCAGGAGAGGGAAAUUGGGACGUGGGGUGGGGCUGCCUGCUCUGCUGGCUCUGCCCUGGGGAUUGGCUCACCUGGACGCUCCUGGAUUCUGGGAUCUGCUCACCUGCUUGGGACUGUGCCCCAAAACUGCAUUCUGCUCACCUGGACCCUGCAGACUGCAGGAUCUGCUCACCUGGACCCUGCAGACUGUGGGAUCUGCUCACCUGGACCCUGCAGACUGCGGGAUCUGCUCACCUGGACCUGCUCAUGUUGUGGGAUCUGCUCACCUGGAUUUACUCACUUGAGCACUCCCUGGACCUGCUCACCUGGAUCUGUGUCCCUGGAUCUGCUCACCUUAUGGGACCUGCUCACCUGAACCUGCUCAUGUUAUGGGACCUCCUCACCUGGAUCUGCUCACCUGAGCA